Messenger RNA from Monoraphidium neglectum, 1392 nucleotides. RefSeq lists its product as hypothetical. The record is from RefSeq and is a predicted model, not a curated record. Lineage: Eukaryota; Viridiplantae; Chlorophyta; Chlorophyceae; Sphaeropleales; Selenastraceae. Gene Ontology annotation, molecular function: glycosyltransferase activity. The transcript is spliced from 2 exons. The coding region runs from base 1 to 1392 and encodes 463 amino acids.
AUGGCAGCCAAGAACGUCAGACACGCAGCCACGUCCCUGCCCCCGCCGCCGCCCCCGCCGCCCCCUGCGGCCCGCGGGCCGGCGCGCGUCUUCUACGUCGACGCGUCCGCGGCAUACUCGGAUGACAACAUCCCACGCUGCGACCCCGAAGACCCCGACAGCCCGCUCGCCGCAGUGCAGCGCCUCCUCGCCGCGCGCCGCCCCGGGCGCGGCGCGGCGGGCGGCGUGGUGCCGCACCACUCGACGGGCCCGUACGCCGGCGGCUGGUUCGUCGCGCAGGCGCUGCUCGCGUCGGAGCACGUGACGACCGACGAGUCUGAGGCGUCGAUCACGUACCUCGACGUGCACUGCUACUACGCGACCGCGAUGCUGUCGCGGCGUCUUCGUCCGAAGGACGUCAAGCGGCUCGGGUUUGACGCCGCCGAGGUGCUCGGGAGCGUGCUGAAGGCCGCCGCCGCCAGCUCAACGGGGUCCAAAACGGCGGUGUUCCUGCCCGGCCCCCUGCCGGCGCGGCUGAGGGGCAAGUGCAAGAGCGAGCUGCAGCUCAACUCGACCUUCGUCGUGGCGCACUCUCGCCCGGCAACAUGUGUGGUGCCGUCUCGAAUGAUGCUCGCGCCCGUGCCCAGCAACGACGGCGCGGCGCCUGCGCCCGUGCCGGCCCCAAUCGCCGGCACGGGCUGGAGCGGCGACGGCGCGAGCGGCAAGCUGUACAAAGGUCGCAAGGUGCUGCUGACGUUCGCCGGCGAGGCGUCCGACGCCGCGGGGGCGAGCGCGGGCAUGAAAUUGCGCCACGCGGCAAUCAAGGCCCUGCAGGGCGGCCGCGGCGCCGUCGGGCGCGCGACGUGCGAGUCCUGCAACGGGAGCGCCCGCCUGGCGCGGGAGGACCUGCUGCGCCUGUACCGCGGGUCGAAAUUCUGCCUCGUCAUCCCCGGCGACGGCCAAGCCGGGCGCAUGUUGACCGAGGUCGUCCUGCAGGGCUGCAUCCCGGUGUUCGUCGGCCCGCCGUUCGCCACCGUGCCGCUCGCGUCGCACCUCGACUACCGGAGCUUUUCGGUCGCGAUAUCCGUCACGAACACCAAGCCGUGGGCCGCGAGCGCCGCGGCCCGCAAGGCGGUGCUCAAGCGGAAGGCCGGGUUUGAGGUCAACGCCAACGUCGAAACGAUCGACGAGGUCCUCGACGAGAUCCAGGACCUCACGGCGGCGGAGAUUUCGGAGCUGCAGGGGGCCCUCGAGGGCGCGCGGCGGGCGUUCAUGUACCGGACGCGCCUCGACCCCGGCGACCCGAGCGCGACGGACCUGAUUGUGGAGCAGAUCGUGGAGUGGGCGGACGCGGCGGUGGUGGUGGACGGCGGCGGCAAGGGCAAGGGCAGCGGGCGCAAGCUGGCGCUGUAG